AUGAAUUCCAACACCAGGCCAUACACAACGGACAGUCUCACUACGAUCGAUCCCACAUACGAAGAUGCUGGCAACUGGGAGAAUUCGGAGGCGUCCAAGGACAAGCUCGACCACUGCCUCCCAUUCCGACCGACCGCCACGUCGCCUUUCCUGUUGGACGCCCACUAUUUUUGCCGUAAAGGGAAAAGACGCUCCAUACGCCAAGUGGGCAGAAUUCCGCCCCCGAUAUUGGGUGCCUCGACUGAGCCUUCUCUCGAGUCGGAGCAUAAGUGGCAUCCUGUGUGCCAGCAAAGCCUCAAGUUUGCAAUGAGCCUCCAGACCGUCGCCUCGAAGUGGGAGACCGUGGUACCGGCAGACGAGAUCGAUUCUCUGGCGUCCGCCCGCGAUGCAAUCAAGUCGUAUUACAAUGUUGAUCAGGACAAUUUCAACGAUUUCACUAAGGAGCUUCUCCCGCGGGAGGAGUGGCAGAAGGAGAGCUUUGGCAUCGUAGAGCAGGCUUUCAGACAGAAUCAGCAGACAUCACCCAAGCUUCUGUACGCUUUGUAUCAGGCCGCCAAGAUGCAUCGAGGCAUUAUUAGCGAGCACCUGACAAAGGACGCGAAUGAUUCUGCGGCUGGUAUCUCGGCAUCUAGCUGGAAGUUUGGACAACUUGUGGAUCUCUGCUGCGUCCCACUGUUCGAUGUUGGAUUGGAGGCCAUCCUCCCCAGUGACCCUAAGACCUUGGUCAAGGAUGUUUGCGAUAAGAUCGACAGUUGUUACAUUGUCAAGCGAAUCCUGAAAGAAAUCACCAUGGCUACCGAUCCGGAGCUCACCAAGUUCUCCACAACACAUAUGUCCUGGUUCCUGCUAAAUCCCUGGUGUCUCUUCUUCACCUCACUGCGGGAUCUGCUGACGCGCAGCAAAGCCGAAGUUGACAGUCCGAAGAAGAACAUAUCACGAGAGUGGGAGACCCUGGAUAUGGACGAGAACAAACUCGAGGCAUCGUCCGAGCAGCUGCUCCAUCGCUUCAUGGAGGUUGUGCUCCUCCUGUUCUCCAUCCUCUGCGGCGGUCGAGACGAGUAUCGCAGCACACCCGGCCGUGCAGAUGGUCAGAUCAUCGUUGGCACCAAACAGUGCAAUAUUCUGGACGACGGCUACGUCUACGUAACUCGUGGUGGCACCUCUGGACACCCAGAAUUGAGCCCGGGCUCGAAACUGGGUCCGAACGAUCGUCGCCCUGCUACUACACGCCCGGCACAGGGGGUGAUGACGCAUACGCCAGCUGAUCGGAACCGUUACGGCGGGGUGCCCAUCAUUCGAUAUGAGGCAAAACGCCUAGCAAAGUCCUCGAAUGUACAUGCCCAAAUCUUCUCGGAGCUGUUAUCAGCUGCCGUCAUGAACAUGGAUUACCUCAAUGAUACAGACCCCGAAGCGUCUAUUCUACCCCCGGAGCUCACAGGGCAAGGGCUGGAUAGUAAUCAGAAACCUUCUGCGCCGUACCAUGAUGCCUUUGUUAUUCAUGUGCAUCAUUACCAUUUGACGAUACAUACUGCUCGCUUUCCGGCAGAUUAUCUCCGGUGGAUCACGAACUUGGGAAACAAGAACUCCCCUAAAAUGCACUACUGCAUCCUGUACAAAGUGACUGCCUCAUACAAUCUUGCUGAUCCCACGAAACGACUUGAGGCCGCCCGGGACAUACUGAUUCUACUAUGGGCGAUCAGGAACGGCGGGCCGACAAAAGAUGGGUCGAGAUUGUUUGUGGCUCGCGCUGUCAUGAGGCAGUCAGUCGGCGGCGAGAAGAGGACCGGUCAGAAGAAGAGCAUGCAAGUCGAGAAUCAAGCGACGAGUCAGCACAAUACCAGCGGCAAGCAGCCGACAAUGACGAUUCCGAAGAACACAACGUUUCUCAGCGGCAAGCAACCAACAAUGACACCUGCAGACGAGAAGCCAGACAGGCUGGUUAAGACUCCUUCAGCAAUGGAGGAAGAACUAUCUCAUAAGGAUGUUGACAGCGGUAAGAUGGCUGAGCAUGUUCAUUCCAGUGUCUAUGACCGAGAAAAUAUAGAUGAAGACGACAUCUACGCCCAUCCAAUUAAGAAGAAUGGGAAGACCAGACUCGCAGAGGAACAGGUCUCAUCUUUCAACGAGACCAACGAGAGUGAGAGCGCUCUUAAGGGAAUGCAGGAAGAGAGGAAGGAUAAGAGUCAGAGGUCUCGACCCAUUCAGAGCAAGGGGCGUCUUGGAAGGAGGGAUGACAAAGAUCGCCAGAGUCCUAGCCAGCUCUUGGAACCCAGCGAUGGCUACCAUCCUGUGGACAAAGCCAAAAGCCGUGUGAUGGAUGAGGGCACUCAAAACAAACAGGGGGCCAAAAAGGUGAUCAGAAUAGGGAACCAAAGCUCUGCUCAGCAAGAGAUGCCCAUAUAUGCAGGUUCCAAGCCAAAGACCAGGGCAAAGAAGAGAACCUGUAUCGAGAUGUCACUCGAAGCUAAUAAUCGCGAAAAAGUCGAUCGCAUCCUCGAACGAGACCCUAAUGUCACAAUAUUUCUCCGACCCAUCGCCGCACCUGCAGCAUUGGGACUUGCAGGCUUUGCAGGUUCAACCUGGAUUACUGCCACUUAUAUUGCCAGCUGGUGGGGCAGCGAAAGCUCACCUACCCUAUUCUUUCCCUUUGUGGCAUUCUGGGGAGGGCUUGGCCAAUUCAUCGCUGGCUUUUUCGGUUUUGCAGCCAGAGAUACACUGGUGACAGUAAUCCAUGUGCUUUGGGGAAGUUUCUGGAUGAGUACCGGUCUCAUUUAUCUCCUUGUGGCCAUCGGAACUUUGCCUCCGCACCCUAUUGAUCAACACUAUCCAGAACUUGCUUCCUGGAUGAUUGUCCUAGCAUUUUUUACAUGGUCUGGUGCUAUUGCAUCUUCUGCAAGGGACCUCAUCCUUUGCGCGGUUUUGAGCACACUCGCCAUUGGAACCACCAUCGCAUGCUGUCUCUUCGCCUACGGAGGUGGCGUUGGCACUGGUAUGAAGGUCGCUGCCUACUUCUGGAUUAUCAGUUCAAUCCUGGCUUGGUGGAGAGUCACUGUGUACUUAAUGGAGGAGGCGUUCGGCAAAGGGCCAGUGCUGAAGUACUUCCCCAUCUUCCGCACGCCACUGGAAAAGAGCAGGCCGCUAUUAGUUCCUGGCAUAGGAGAACCUGGUGUCAAGCGAGGAAUGCCGGGAUUGACCUGA
This is a messenger RNA of Aspergillus thermomutatus, 3198 nucleotides long. Its product is annotated as acetate uptake transporter family protein. Gene Ontology annotation, molecular function: acetate:proton symporter activity. The record is from RefSeq and is a predicted model, not a curated record. NCBI's taxonomy places the organism in Eukaryota, Fungi, Ascomycota, Eurotiomycetes, Eurotiales, Aspergillaceae. Gene Ontology annotation, cellular component: plasma membrane. Gene Ontology annotation, biological process: acetate transmembrane transport; succinate transmembrane transport. The transcript is spliced from 13 exons. Bases 1 to 3198 code for a protein of 1065 amino acids.